AUGUCGCCAAUCCCUAUAACUAUCCUUACCGGCUUCCUCGGCUCAGGGAAAACAACGUUAAUCCUCAACCUUCUCCCACAACUACACGCCCUCAACCCCUCCUACCGUCUCGCUCUUCUCAAAAAUGAAUUUGGGGAUCUAGCUGUCGACUCGCAACUGGCUUCUUCAUCUUCUAUAACUUCUGUGCGGGAAAUGCUCAACGGAUGUAUAUGUUGUAAUCUCGUCGGUUCUCUAUCUUCGGCGCUUCAAGAACUGCAGGAAAGUUUACCAGUCAAAGUCAAUGAAGCAACUGGGGAGGAAGAGAAGGGGAGUUUGGAUAGAAUUAUAAUUGAAACAUCUGGGUCGGCUUUUCCUGCUACGUUAGCCAUGGAAGUAAAUAGAAUUGCGAGGGAAACAAAGGGGGCUUAUGUAUUGGAUGGUGUGAUUUCGGUGAUUGAUGUGGAGAAUUGGAAGGGGUAUGAAGAUACGAGUUAUACGGCGAGAUUACAGGCGAAAUAUACAGAUUUGGUGGUUUUUAAUAAGUGGGAGGGGGUUAGUGAGAGAAGGUUCGAUGAAUGUCUGGACAGGUUAGGGGAUUUGGAAGUUCAGGUCGCUUGGGUCAAGAGUGAUAGGGGAUCAGUGGGAGUAGAUGUUGUGUGCGGAGUUGACGGGGGACUGGCUAGGGGGUUGGUUGAUGAUGUUGAUGGAAAGGAAAAUGGUCAUAGUCAUGAUCAUAAGAAUGGCGAUCAGAAACACGAACACUCUCACGACCAUCAAUCCGAAGUCGAACAAUAUCUCUCGCUCCCUCACAAACUCCUCACCAAAGCACCCAAAGAUGAAGUAUACCGCAUCAAGGCAGUUUUAUCCUCAAGUUCUCCUAUUCCACCUUCCGAUUCUUCUCUCUCGCCGCCCGAAUCCGACGUCUCUGCAUCCUCAUCCUCAUCAAAUUCUACUUCUGAUCUAACACCAAAACCUGCAAAGUACAUACUCAACUGGGCUUUUGGUCGUUGGACAAGCACAAAAAUGGAAGAACAGCAAUUGGAGAAGGAACAUGAGAGUAGCCAAGGAGAAGGCGUAGUACUGAGAAUGACGAUUGUGACGGCGAGAGAUGAGAGCAACAAGUGGAAAAAGAGAAUUGAAGGAGGUGGUUGGGUGGAGGUUGAUGGUGGAGAGGGACAAUUGAACGUUGUGAGAAUUUUGUGA
This is a messenger RNA of Botrytis sinoallii, 1182 nucleotides long. RefSeq lists its product as uncharacterized. Gene Ontology annotation, cellular component: cytoplasm. The transcript has 2 exons. The record is from RefSeq and is a predicted model, not a curated record. Bases 1 to 1182 code for a protein of 393 amino acids. Lineage: Eukaryota; Fungi; Ascomycota; Leotiomycetes; Helotiales; Sclerotiniaceae.